UUUGUUUAGCCGCGGAAAUGCAGGUCUGCUAUUGGGCGAAUCUUUUGGCGCGAGCCUCCAGCGCCUCUAUCGGAACGCCAUUUAACGUUUCCUGCACGGCGUAGAGCAGCCAACUACCAUAAGAUUGGUGCUUCGUCGUAUUGAUUUUAUUUUAACUUAUUAACCAUUUUGAAAAACAUGUCUGAUGACGGUACUGUCACAACAAAAAGAGGUCGCAAGCCGGCUGACAAAACGGAAAAACCUGAAAAAGCAGAGAAAGUAGAAAAAACCGAAUCCAAGAAAAGGAAAGCGAAAGACACAAAAGAGGAUUCUAAUGACGUAUCCCCUGUAAAGAGAGGAAGAGGAAGACCAAAAGGCAGCAGUAAAAAGAAGGCCGCUGCCAAGCCAAAACCUAAAGGAACUUCUGGACCAGGAAGGAGAGGGAGACCAAGAAAGGAAGCACCAAAAGAAUCUGAAGAAGAGGAAGAGGACGAGGAAGAAGCUGCAGCUGAAGAGGAAGAAGAUGACGAAUAAUCAAUUUAAGAUAUAGUUUUAAGAAAAUCAUCUGUUCAUCGUCCAUUCUUUUAUUUCGUAUAAAAUUUUUCUGAUGUACUGUGCCAUUGUUUGUAUUAUCUUCAUGUGUAUGUCAUAGGUCAGAUUUAUUUUCCUGUUGUCAUAGCAACAAAAAAAACGAUCUUCAGUUUACUUACUAUUAAUUUUAAGUAUGUAUUAUAAAUUAUUCGAAUAUUCUAGUGUACUGAAAAGUGUUUGUGUUCAAAACAUCAAAAACACUCAUUAAAUCUUCAAGUAAUAUUACAA
Messenger RNA from Harmonia axyridis, 798 nucleotides. Its product is annotated as high mobility group protein HMG-I/HMG-Y-like. The transcript is spliced from 3 exons. Bases 178 to 513 code for a protein of 111 amino acids. Gene Ontology annotation, molecular function: DNA binding. The record is from RefSeq and is a predicted model, not a curated record. NCBI's taxonomy places the organism in Eukaryota, Metazoa, Arthropoda, Insecta, Coleoptera, Coccinellidae.